Molecule: messenger RNA, 1374 nt
Organism: Coffea arabica (coffee)
Lineage: Eukaryota; Viridiplantae; Streptophyta; Magnoliopsida; Gentianales; Rubiaceae
Source: RefSeq, a predicted model, not a curated record
AAUCCUAAGGCCCUAAGCCUUAUAUAAAAAACUUAAAAUUCAUAUUUUAGUUGCAUUGAUCUUGAUAAAGCAUUUUGGGCCUAAAAUCCUAAGGCCCUAAGCCUCCGUGACUGACCAUCCUCUAGUAUUCACACUAUUUUUUGCAGGACGCCUAAAACCUCCACGUUCUCCUUUUUCUCAGCCUCCACAACCGCUCUUUUAGUUUCAGCUUGCCGUGUAUCCCAAACUACAUUCAACUCCGCAGUACAUAAAGAGUUCACCAACAAUAACGUGACUGCUCCUAACUUUUUUGAUCAUCUGAUUAUUGAUUUUGUCAUGGAUCCAGACUCUUUAGCAACCACGGCCACCAAUGCACCUAGGAAGGUGAGGUUUGCACCAAAAGUUCCUCCACGCAGAGACCAAAAGACUGUCGUCACCAAAGUUGAGAAGGUUGAAGAUGCCGUUGAUGCUGCUCAGGCUGAGGAACUAUUACGCCGGCUUAAUGAAUCUUCUGUCAACGCAAAGCCUAAAUUUGAAAGGAAAACUGGACCGGCACAUGUGGCAUUUGGCUAUGGAGGCUCAUCACCUUCAAUGAGGUCAUAUGGUGCUCCCAAGGGUGUAAGCACACAUCAUAGUUCAUAUCCUAAUGCUGGAGGUGCUAUGCGUAGGGUGCAGAAAGAAUACAAAGAACCAUGGAACAUCUUGAUCAAGAGGAAUUUGAUGAGGCCUCAGAAAGCUUGAACUAUGAUGAAUGCUCCACAAAUGCUGCUGUAGAGCUUGGUCUAACGGAAGGAAAGGAAACUAUGUUGUUUCUUCAAUUACUGCAAGCAUGCCUAUGGUAAAGCAAUUACCUAAUACGGCUGGCAGUGAGAUGGCAGAUACUUCUAAACAACAAAGAGUGGAGAACUUUUGCAGAAGUCCUGUAGUUUGGAUGAGUUGCCAGCAGGAUUUAUGGGUAAAAUUUUAGUUUACAGGAGUGGUGCUGUCAAGCUGAAGCUUGGUGACAACCUUUAUGAUGUUUCGGUAGGUUUGGAUUGUGUAUUUGCACAAGAUGUUGUUGCCAUUAACGAUGAAGAAAAGCAUUGUUGUACUUUGGGGGAGCUCGAUAAGCGUGUCAUCAUAACCCCAGAUGUGGACUCGAUGUUAGAUGGAAUGGCUGACUUGUAGUAUAUCCACUUGUUAAGCCAUGUUCUUUUGCAGAGCAAUUUAUUUCAUCCUUUAAAAUGGAUUUUUGUUGGGGUCAGAACAUCCAUUCAUGAUGUAAAACAAACAAACAAACAAAUUUCAGAAUUACUUUUACACAAGGAAAUGAAUAAUCACAAAUUGUCAGAAUCACGAGAUUCUGCGUGCCCAGAAAUUCUGAUCAUAAAAAAAAUCAGUAAACGGUUUUGUUGA